AUGUGCAAGCCCUGUCUUCAUGCACUAGGGUUGGAGGGUGAGGGUCGUGCGGACGUGCCGGCAGGGGUGUCUGAGCAACAGGAUCACGGUCAUCCAAACAAACGCCUCUGGGCUCCUUUCAUUCUUCAGAUAGCCUCCGUCCAGGUCCAGCAGAGCACAGUUUGUGUUCCAGUCCGGGCCAGCGGCAUGUCUGUCCCACAGCAGCCCUUCUCUCUUGACCGCUACCAUGUCUCUGAGGAGUACGGUUUCAUUCUGCCUGCUCCACUGACAGAGUUGCCACCAUACUACAAGCCGUGGAUGGACAUUGCUCAGAAUAUCCCCAAGCUCAUCCAAUCCCACUCUCUGCGUUCCCAUGUCCAUGCGAUGCCCCUGCUGGACUCCCGCUUCCUGGUGAGCCAUAAAGAGUUGCGGCUUGCACAUCUGGCCCUCAGCAUGAUGACCAUGGGCUACGUGUGGCAGGAAGGUGAAAGCGGUGCUGUGAAGGUGCUGCCCCGGAACCUGGCGAUACCCUACUGGGAUGUAUCUCAGCGACUAGGGCUUCCCCCAAUCCUCACUCAUGCAGAUGGAGUGCUGGCCAAUUGGAGAAAGAAGAACCCAGAGGGCCCCUUUGACAUGGAGAACCUCGAGCUAAUUGCUACCAUCCCAGGAGGGGAGAGCGCCCGUGGCUUCUUUAUGGUGACCCUGUUGGUGGAGCUGGCGGCAGUGCCUGGCCUCAGGGCCAUCCCGACGAUAAUUAAUGAAAUGCACCGCGGGAACAAAGAAGGGGUGACGAAUGCUCUGGAGGAUAUCACACAGGCACUGGGCAGCAUGACAGAGGCGCUCAAGUUGAUGCAUGCGUACGUUGACCCGUCUGUCUUCUACGGCAUCAUGCGGAUGUAUCUGUCCGGGUGGAAAGACAACCCCUCGAUGGCGGAAGGCCUGCUGUAUGAGGGAGUACGAGAGGAGCCCAUGGAGUUCUCCGGGGGGAGCGCUGCACAGAGCAGCUUGCUCCACUGCUUCGACGAGCUGCUGGGGGUCCGACACGAGGGGCACAGCGGUGCUUUUCUGUCCCGAAUGAGAGAAUACAUGCCACCUACCCACAAGCAACUCAUUCACGACAUUUCACGGAGCAUUUCGCUGCGGGGCUACGUCCAGAAAGAGGCAAGUGUCCCACUCACUGAAGCAUACGGACGCUGUGUGUCCCAGCUGCUGGCCCUGCGCAACUACCACAUCAAUGUAGUGGGCCGUUUCAUAACAGUGCCUGCCGCUCGUGCCCGCCAGCUCUGUGGCCAGGGGCAGCAUGCUGAGGAGAGGGCCCUUGCUAAAGCCCCUACUGCCCUGGAAAACAGGGGCACCGGUGGCUCCGGCAUUAUGAGCUUCCUCAAAACUGUGAGAGACCGGACCCAGGAGGCCCACAUGACAGCCCCCAUUCUACUCCCAUCCUUGAGCUGCAGGGCUGACAACUAACAAGGUAGUCAGCUGUACUGCAGAUAUGAACUUAAUGCGGAUUCCGCCAAGAGUCAGAUGUCACAUUCACUGCACUAAAAAUGCUUGAAAUGAAAAUGUGAAAGCCGUUCUAUAUUGAGAUAGUUCUUGUGGUGAAGAAAUGCUAAGGUUCAGUGAGUGAAUAAUUUUAAAUUAACGUUGUGUGUGCACCAUCAGGGCUAAGAGACACGAUGAUUACAAACCAAACCACAAUCUAAACCAUAACUCAAUGAUUUCUGCAUAAUUCAACCACUAAUCUCUUCAUUUAUUGUAAACUGCAAUGUGGAAAACAUUCUGUAUGCCUAACCAAAGCCAAUUCCCAUCAUACCAAACCAUUUGAUUCCUGGACACCAUCUGGUCACCACAAGAAUGCUCCAAGAUACAAGAAGUGCAGCUAUUUUUAGAAACAGCUGCGAAAAAUUAAGUGGAGAACUCUCUGUGUAUUUGUCGCAAAGGAGCUACGGCAUUCUUCAACACCUAGCAGGACUGACACUCAGAUGUGUCCCUCCGCUUCUUGUCCAGGUGAGUCAGCACUGAACAGCAGUACUGCAAGGCUCCAGGAGAGGGUAUCGUAACACAUUAAAUACCCAAGAUGUUACACGAUCAACCCACGCGCACACGUGCACACGGUUCCCACGGGGAACUCGUGUUUUUGCCGGAACUUUUGCAGCAGCUUAUGGCAAACAGAGAUUUGCAGGGGUUAGGACAAACUUUUUGACAGAAUUAGCACACUUAACUACAUAGAGACAGGUAAAAGUAUAUCAUUAGACACCCAAGUGUAUAAUGAUA
Scleropages formosus (Asian bonytongue) is the source of this 2253-nucleotide messenger RNA. RefSeq names its product indoleamine 2,3-dioxygenase 1 (gene ido1). Gene Ontology annotation, molecular function: indoleamine 2,3-dioxygenase activity; heme binding; L-tryptophan 2,3-dioxygenase activity. NCBI's taxonomy places the organism in Eukaryota, Metazoa, Chordata, Actinopteri, Osteoglossiformes, Osteoglossidae. Gene Ontology annotation, cellular component: cytoplasm. Bases 1 to 1446 code for a protein of 481 amino acids. The record is from RefSeq and is a predicted model, not a curated record. The transcript has 11 exons. Gene Ontology annotation, biological process: 'de novo' NAD+ biosynthetic process from L-tryptophan.